AUGCACAGAAGUGUGCACCCUUUCUGUCACAAUCUUCGAUUUUGUCUUUUCCCUCCUCCCAACCCCACCCCGCUCAUCCCUCUUUCACCAGGCCGUCCGGACUCAAGCGGACACCUGUCCCUGGCUCCUAUAGAGUCCAGGACGUCGGCGAGACGCGAACGACUACUUUGUUCGCCCUCGUCGACGUUGCAUUUCAACUUCUGUCGCCACCCUCCCUACCUCCCCCCUCCCCACCUCGCGCUCGCCCAGGAAGGCCCCGCUACGGGAUACGUUCGACCUCCCCCGUAUCCUACAUCCCUGGGGCAGCGCGUCCGGUCGCCGCGCGCUGUCCCGACCGCUGCUACCGCCGCCGUCGCCGUCGUCGCCCUGCCCGACGCCGACCAUCACGUCGACAUCAAACGUCAACGCCCCGCCCAAAUGGCGGGUGGUUCUGGCUCCCCUGGAGUACAGGAGCACGACGCACUAUGCGUCUUGCAUUCCCGAGUCGUGUCCCUACUACCCAUACCGACUGCCUCCCACCGCCGUUCGCGUUCCCGACAGCUGCCGCCGCCACCGUCGCCGCCGUCGCCCUCCCCGACGCCGACCCUCGCGCCGACAUCCAAACCGAUCGCGCCGCCUCAAUAG
Messenger RNA from Gloeophyllum trabeum ATCC 11539, 624 nucleotides. RefSeq lists its product as uncharacterized. The record is from RefSeq and is a predicted model, not a curated record. The transcript has 2 exons. Lineage: Eukaryota; Fungi; Basidiomycota; Agaricomycetes; Gloeophyllales; Gloeophyllaceae. Bases 1 to 624 code for a protein of 207 amino acids.